AUGGCUACCACUAAAGGCAUAUCUUUCAACCCCACCACCGACAUCCCCUCCCUCGACGGCAAGGUCAUUCUCAUCACCGGUACCAAUAGUGGCCUAGGGAAACAAGCCUCUCUGGAGCUAGCCAAGCACAAACCGGCGCUCAUCUGGAUGGCUGCUCGUAGUCCUGAGAAGGGCAAUGAGGCAGUUGCCGAUGUCAAAACCCAGGUCCAGGGUGUCGCUGUCAAAUUUUUGGAGCUGGAUUUGAGCUCUUUUGAUUCGAUUAAGAAGGCUGCGAAAACUGUGCUUGAGGAGUCCUCACGGCUGGAUAUUUUGAUGCUUAAUGCUGGACUCAUGGGCUGCCCACCCGCACUAACAAAAGACGGCUACGAGAUCCAAAUGGGCACCAACCACAUCGGCCACGCUCUCCUCCUCAAGCUCCUCACGCCUCUCCUGCUCAAAACAGCCAACUCCCACCCCGUGCGCAUCAUCAGCCUCGCCUCAUCAGCCUGGAAGUAUGCCGGGCCCGAGAAAAUCCAAUUCUCAACCCUCAAGUCCGUCGACGGCGUCACGCCCGUGAACCGCUACAUCCAGAGCAAAGUCGCCAACAUGAUGUACCCCCAGGAAUUCGCUAAACACUACCCCUCACUGACAAUCGUUUCCAUCGACCCCGGCGAAGUCAACACGCAGCUGUUCACGCGCGAGCCCGGCGAUGCGCAGAUGAAACAUUUGCAGACGGAGGUGGUGCCGAAGGUUGUGAGGGGUGUAGAGGAGGGCGUUGUUAAUCAGCUGUGGGCUGCGACGGGCGAGGGGGUUACGAGUGGGCGCCAUUAUGGACCGGUGGGGUUUUAUGAGGCGACGGGGCUUGUGGUCGAUACGGAGUUGGCGGAGAAGGUCUGGGAGUGGACGCAGAAGGAGCUAGAUGGGCAGGCUAUCUGA
This is a messenger RNA of Lachnellula hyalina, 915 nucleotides long. RefSeq names its product putative oxidoreductase. The coding region runs from base 1 to 915 and encodes 304 amino acids. The transcript has 2 exons. Lineage: Eukaryota; Fungi; Ascomycota; Leotiomycetes; Helotiales; Lachnaceae. The record is from RefSeq and is a predicted model, not a curated record.